AUGGGUAAGGAAAAGAUGCACAUCAACGUGGUCGUUAUCGGCCACGUCGAUUCCGGCAAGUCCACCACCACUGGUCACUUGAUCUACAAGUGCGGUGGUAUUGACAAGCGUACCAUCGAGAAGUUCGAGAAGGAAGCCGCCGAACUCGGUAAGGGUUCCUUCAAGUACGCGUGGGUUCUUGACAAGCUCAAGGCCGAGCGUGAGCGUGGUAUCACCAUCGAUAUCGCUCUCUGGAAGUUCGAGACCCCCAAGUACUACGUCACCGUCAUUGAUGCCCCUGGUCACCGUGAUUUCAUCAAGAACAUGAUCACUGGUACCUCCCAGGCUGACUGCGCUAUUCUCAUCAUUGCCGCUGGUACUGGUGAGUUCGAGGCUGGUAUCUCCAAGGAUGGCCAGACCCGUGAGCACGCCCUCCUCGCCUACACCCUUGGUGUCAAGCAACUCAUCGUCGCCAUCAACAAGAUGGACACCACCAAGUGGUCUGAGGCCCGUUACCAGGAAAUCAUCAAGGAGACCUCCAACUUCAUCAAGAAGGUCGGAUACAACCCCAAGACUGUUGCCUUCGUUCCCAUCUCCGGAUUCAACGGUGACAACAUGAUUGAUGUCUCUACCAACUGCCCAUGGUACAAGGGAUGGGAGAAGGAGACCAAGGCUGGCAAGUCCACUGGUAAGACCCUUCUCGAGGCCAUUGACGCCAUCGACCCCCCCACCCGUCCUACCGACAAGCCCCUCCGUCUUCCUCUCCAGGAUGUCUACAAGAUCGGUGGUAUUGGCACGGUGCCCGUCGGUCGUGUCGAGACCGGUAUCAUCAAGGCCGGUAUGGUCGUCACCUUCGCCCCCGCUGGUGUCACCACUGAAGUCAAGUCCGUUGAGAUGCACCACGAGCAACUUGCCGAGGGUGUCCCAGGUGACAACGUUGGUUUCAACGUCAAGAACGUCUCCGUCAAGGAAAUCCGUCGUGGUAACGUUGCUGGUGACUCCAAGAACGACCCUCCCAAGGGUGCCGACUCCUUCAACGCCCAGGUCAUUGUCCUCAACCACCCCGGUCAAGUUGGUGCUGGUUACGCUCCAGUUCUUGACUGCCACACUGCCCACAUUGCUUGCAAGUUCUCUGAGAUCUUGGAAAAGAUUGAUCGUCGUACCGGAAAGUCCAUUGAGGCUUCCCCUAAGUUCAUCAAGUCUGGUGAUGCUGCCAUCGUGAAGAUGGUUCCAUCCAAGCCUAUGUGUGUUGAGGCCUUCACUGACUACCCUCCUCUUGGACGUUUCGCCGUUCGUGACAUGAGACAAACUGUCGCUGUCGGUGUUAUCAAGAGCGUUGAGAAGUCUGACAAGGCUGGCAAGGUCACCAAGGCCGCUGUCAAGGCUGGUGCAAAGAAAUAA
Molecule: messenger RNA, 1380 nt
Organism: Amorphotheca resinae ATCC 22711
Lineage: Eukaryota; Fungi; Ascomycota; Leotiomycetes; Helotiales; Amorphothecaceae
Exons: 6
Coding region: 1-1380 (459 amino acids)
Biological process (GO): translation; translational elongation
Molecular function (GO): GTP binding; translation elongation factor activity; GTPase activity
Source: RefSeq, a predicted model, not a curated record